Molecule: messenger RNA, 2159 nt
Organism: Benincasa hispida (wax gourd)
Lineage: Eukaryota; Viridiplantae; Streptophyta; Magnoliopsida; Cucurbitales; Cucurbitaceae
Product: SLH domain protein
Source: RefSeq, a predicted model, not a curated record
GCUGCCAGUUCCACAGCGGUCCACUGGUGAGGUAGACCUCAUCUUUGCAUCAACGCUGCGCGCUCUGCCUCUGCCUCUGCCUCUGGGAUUCUACAGUCGUCAAUCAUACUCUCUGGAAAAACCCUAACUUUCUUAGUAAUGUGCUCUUCUUCUUCUUUUGCAUCUACCUUCUCUUUAUUCCUUACCAAGUCGCCGUCGAUUUCACGACGACGGAAUGUCAUUUCCCCCAAUUCGCAUCUAUUCCUCGGCCAUCUCAGGCCCACUAACUCUACAUUUCGUAUUACUGCCUCAAUUACUGAAAGAGACCUUGAGCUCUCGUCUUGGUUUAAUCCCGACCAACCCAACGGCGAUGACACCUAUGGUGGCUGGAUAUUUCUCAACUCUCCCACCAGCGUCGCAAAAACUGAGAAACAAGGGCUGCCUCGUUUUUUAAUAGGGGUGGUUGGGACCUCGCUUGUUGUUUUGUUCGCCGUUAUUGCUCAGAUUUCACUAUCUAGAAGAGGGUUUAAGUUUCAGUGGCGUCGUACUCCCUUGAGAUCAUUAGAAGGGGUAUUUAGUCGUAUGGAAAAUGUAAGUGAUGAAGGAAAAACAGUGGAGGAUACUUUAACCAAUGACGACCUACCGAUUGAAUCUGGUGCUGAGUCUAUACCUGAUUCUAAGAUUGAUGACUCUGUUACUUCAGAUUCUGGGAAUAAGCUUGAACGAGUUAUACUCACCGUUCCUGUCGAUUCUGCUCAAGACGAAGCUUUAUCAAUUUUGAAGAAACUUAAGGUUAUGGAAGAUGAUAUUAAUGCUGGAGAGUUGUGUAGUAGAAGGGAAUAUGCAAGGUGGCUAGUUCGUAUGUAUUCGUCAUUGGAAAGGAAUCCAAAACACCAUAUUAUUCCAUCUGUUUCGCUUUCUGGGUCAACAGUUGCUGCUUUUGAUGAUAUAAGUUUUGAAGAUCCUGAUUUUGAGUCCAUUCAAGCUCUAGCAGAAGCGGGUAUCGUACCCAGCAAGUUAUCACCAAACUAUGGAUAUGAUGGCUUGGGUGAUCGAGAGAAAACUUAUUUUUUUCCUGAGAGAUUUGUAUCUCGCCAGACUUUAAUAGACUGGAAAGCUCAGUUAGAUUACGAGUUUGCUUCUGGAAUGCUAGAACAGAUAUCAAGUACAAAGGUGGAUUUUAUGGACUUGAAGGAGAUCAGUUCAGAAGCAUCGCCACAACUGUUCAUGGAUAUUUUAGCUGGGGAGAGAAGCAUUCUCAGAAAAGUUUUUGGUCGAAUCAAACGGUUUCAACCAAACAAGCCUUCAACAAAAGCACAAGUAGCAGUCACACUGGCAAGUGGCAGAAUGACAGAAGCAAUCUCUGCUGAAUUAUCAAGACUGGAAUCCGAGAGUUCUGCUAGAAAAGCUGAGAUAGAAGAUAUCAAGUUGGAAUUGGUAGAAAGAGGAGACAUACAAAGGUAUUGGGAUAAGAAGCUAACUGAGGAGAAAAAACGCCUUAUGAAGGUGGAGGAACUUUAUCUUGCUGCUGUCAAUGAUUUGGGAGAGGAGAAGAUAGUUCAAGAGAAGUUCUUUUCCGAGUAUUUAAAGGAGAAGACAUCUAUAGACUGUCAGAGGCAAUUGCUUCUCAGCCUCAAGGAAGAGGUUGAUGGGAUGACAGAAAAGCUUCUUUCUGAGAGAUCUGUAUGUGAGACAGAGCAGAGUGACCUACACAAUAUGCACGCCGAUUUACAGAACCAGCUUGAAGGGAUGCUUGAUACGAAAGCUGUGCUUGAAGCUGAGAAAGAAGCUCUCCGUAUUCUUAGAUCUUGGGUAGAAGAUGAAGCAAGGAAAAGCCAAGCUCGUGCUAAGGUUCUUGAGGAGGUUGGACGAAGGUGGAAAUGGGAUGAUCAAGCUUGAAUUUUUCCCAAACACUGCGAUGUAAAGUUGCCCCCAAGUUCAUUCAUAAAUUAUCAACUUGAGGUAUCGGCAGUAAGAAGAGUUCAUGAUGUAUUUUUGCAAAUAUAAUUGCAAGUCGAAUCAAAGGAUUUCAUUACAAUAUCUUGCUGUCGUAACAGACUUGAUCAGAAAUUAAUCCAGAUUGAGAAUUCAAGCUUUAACUUUAUUUUCACCGAGAAUGUAAAAAUUUUGCUUAUACUGUUGAAUCUAUUGCUCCUCGAUUUGAUCCCAGGUCUUGUAUA